AUGAAACGUGAAAAAAAAGCCGAAGCUAAUACCUUCUUAAAUAAGAAAAAUUCAGAAGUAGAAUUUUUUACGCCCAAGUCAAAUUUGGCCCAUGAGUGUGUAAGUAGAAACGUAGCAUUCGACAAUUUACACCAAUAUGUCAAUACGAAUGUUACAGAAGAUCAGCUGAAAAAACGAAAGGGACAUUCGAAAAGUUCUGCCCCUGCUGUGAAAAGGAAAAAUGUCCCCUCAAAGGAAAAGCAAAAGGAGUGCUCAAUUUUAAAUUAUAUAACCGGAUUUAGCAAUACGAAAAAGAUUUUCCUUAAAAACGCCAAUGCAGAUGGUGAUAAAAGGAAAGGAGUUAUCCCCCCGAAAGACGGCACAAUUAAGAAGAUAAAGGAAAAGAUAUCAGGUGUAAAAAAGAAUAAAAGUUCCAAGAAAAGAAUUUUUUCCGAAAGUUCAACAAACAUAUUGAGGUACUUUAAAAAUGUCCAUGUAAAUAACAAAGAAAAAACGGAACGUACUACCAAUUGUGGUACAGAGAAAAAUGCACAAAAUAGUUUAGACGAUAAAGCUGUUAGAGAUGCUAACAGCAAGUUUUAUGCCCAUGGAAAUGGUGAGAAUCAUGCUAAUGUACAUGACGAUAUUUAUUACGGCGAAAAUAAUGUGCACUCAGAAGUGUGGGGGGACCGAAAAAGGGUUAGGAGUGUAAAUUACGAGAACAAAAGUUUAAGUGAAGGAAAAGUGCAACAUGAAUAUGUUCAAAAUAAUUCCAAAUUUGAUUGUAACUACGAGGAAUAUUUGCAAUCUACUUAUUUAUAUUGUAAGAAACAUUUCCUGUAUCGUAAAAUGGAAUUCUUCAGCAAGUAUUUGUUUUACCGUGAAAAGAGCAUAAAAAAUUUUAUUUUCCUAAUUGAAGCCCUAUUUCUAAGAAAAAAAUACAUAGAUGUGUUGGACAUGCUGCAGCAUUAUAAGCGUUUGUGGAUAUUUUCUUACAAAGGUGUAAGGACAAAGCGAGGAACGGAAAAAAAGAACAAUGCGCGGAAGAAAAUCGAAACGGGGGACAUAUCAACGAAGGGAAAUAAUUCUAAAUGUGGAAAAGAUUACACUAAAUUUAUUUCUCAUAAAUACAGAAGGAGUACAUUUCUUAAGUUAGCUGUGCAAAAUGGCCCAACACCCCCUACUGGGGAAAUUAAUGACGUGGAGCAUAAUAACAUUUGCAAUAUUGAACACAGCCAAGUACAAAAAUUUAAAAGAAAAAAAAGGAACGAGAAAAUGCAUACACAUAAAAUGUGUACCAUGGAAUUGCUUUGUAAGCGUAAAAAUAUUUAUGAAGUAAAUAAUUCCAAUGGAUUCAUCACAAGCGGGGGAAAAACAUGUAAAAGGAAAGCGUGCAACAAAAUAUACUGCAUAUGCUAUGUCGCCUUUGUAAAAAUUAUGUCUCUCAUCAGAAUGCAAAAUCAGAACUGCUUAAACAAAUGCGUGAAUUUUAUACAAAAGAUAAGUAAGAAAUGUUUGCUAAAUAAGAAUGGUCAUUAUUUGACCCAUGCAGUUAUUCACUUGUACGAAUUAGCAGGUUUGUAUAAUUACGCUCUGAAAUAUUCAAUGCUGCUAUUUUUGAAGUGCCCUGUGUAUCCCCAAAUUAUUCUGAAGCUCUUCAGUUUUUCCAUACUAAGCUUAAAAGAUGAAAUUUAUUUAAUUCUACUAGCCAAGUAUUGUAAGUGCAUUUCCUGGAUGAAAUAUUUCCUCCUCUUCAUUUUGUACUCGGUGAAUUACCAGUUUCGAAAUAAUAAGACCGUUAGCAAUUUUCUCCUCCUCCUUGAUGGUGUCACAAAGGGGAGAACAAACAUUGCCAAAAGGGGGAAAACAAACAAUGUGGCAGGAAAAAGUGACCACAACGAAAUGGAAGGAAAAAUUAAACAUAAGAAGUGGAUUCAAAGUAGAAAAGUCUCCAUGGAGCGGAUUUGCCAACUUACCUGUGACAGCGAAAGGAACGAUAGGGGUAAAUAUAUUGAAGAGAGCGAACACCAAAAGGGUGAGGGAAGAAAAUACGUUAACAUCCCACAAUAUUUACAAAAGCACUCGAGUAAACAAAACAUGCACCAAUAUGACCUUAACAGCAAUGCACACAUUUGCAGAAAAAUUACAUUGUACAACUCUUUAUAUAGCAAAGUGACACUGUACGAUGCAUAUGUGUACAUUGCGCAAAAUAAAUUUUCAGAUUAUUUUCCAAAAAUUUUCCUAUAUUCCAAAUUACACAUAAUAAUAAAUAUCAAAAGAAGUUUUUAUGAACAAAAUUAUCCCAUGUGUUAUAGUUUAUGCAAACUGCUACUGAUGGAUCACAUGUAUGACUCAUCAGUGGUAGCAUUUUUUGUUAACUCUGCAUAUUUAUUAAAAAAAGUUAGCGCUAUAAAACGAUUGGCUCAAGAAUUAAAAACAAACAACCGAAGAAUUUAUUUUCUCUUUUGCAAUGCAGCUUUGUUGUUACAUUUUAAACAAAUCGAACGAUCUAUUCAAAUAUAUAAAUAUAUUGUGGACUCAUAUCAGAACAUUUUUUCUGAUCUCUAUUUUUAUUCCUUGUUUAAUUUAAUAUAUACUCUACAAUUGACGCAGAAAGCGCACCAAAUUGUUAUUUUUUGUAAAAAUUUAAAUAAGUUAUUUUUUAAUAAUAUACAUUCUUAUAUAUUACUAUCAUAUUACUAUUUUGUAAAUGACAUUCCAACCAAGUGUUACGCCUCCCUUAGGAGAGCUCAUCAAAUAUAUCGAUAUCACCCUGAUACGUUUUAUCUCCUUUCUUUACUCGCGCUACAGGCUAAAAGGUACGAAGAAUACUGCGCCUUUAGCGAACUAGCUCUUUUUUUCAGUUUAAGGAACCGAAAUCUCAGAAACUAUGUUUUUUCCAACAUUUAUGGAAAGCAACAUAAGCACGUUCCAUCUCAUUUGUUAAGCUACCAUUUGGAGAUAAUUGAUCCCGACAGAAGCACGACUUUGAGCAUCCCCAAUUUAAGCUCCCUCUUGAAUUACGUGUACUUUGAGGGGUUAAUGAAAUCUUACAUUAUACUUCACUUUUGUUCGGCGAAAAGGUCCCAUAUAAACUAUCUCAUGUUGAGUAAAAAUCUGGGCAUCAUUGCUGCACAAUUUUUCCCAGAGAAUUUAAGCUUAUUACAUAUUUUGAAAUAUAUCGAUGACGUUAGACGAAGGGAGAAGAUGGAAAAAAGAAAAAAAGCCCAAAUUUUGCAUUAA
Molecule: messenger RNA, 3222 nt
Organism: Plasmodium coatneyi
Lineage: Eukaryota; Apicomplexa; Aconoidasida; Haemosporida; Plasmodiidae
Exons: 4
Coding region: 1-3222 (1073 amino acids)
Source: RefSeq, a predicted model, not a curated record